Molecule: messenger RNA, 4653 nt
Organism: Thelazia callipaeda (thelaziosis nematode)
Lineage: Eukaryota; Metazoa; Nematoda; Chromadorea; Rhabditida; Thelaziidae
Source: the annotation of a GenBank genome assembly
AUGGGUAUCGAAAAACUGUGGUUACUAAUUAUUCUCUAUACUCUACCUGCUGCUAUUAAUUCUGUUAGAAGUAAAAAAUCAGUGAUUGCAUCGCUACAAGCAAAAUGGUAUCAAACUUCGUUUAUCGCCGAAGCAAGUGAGUUUAUGGCUCGAAAAAGCAAUGCUUUAUUUUGGAGUUAUAUUGAUGAGAUUAUUGAAAAUGUUGACGUCAGCGAAUGGAAUACGUACAGCGAUGCCAAACAGCAUGAUUUCGCAGUGCGUCUUGCUGACAGCUUGUUGGAGGGUUCUCAUCAAAAUCUUCUAAAAUUUUCUUUAUCACUGCGAUCUCAUUCACCUGUAGUCUCGCUAUUUCAAAAACUAGGUGAUGAAAUGAAAAGUUCAUGUACAACAUUUGCUGUUAUUAAUGGUGCCAUUACAUGCGAUGUAGACAGUUUGGAAAAAGUUAUUGAUGAAGCACAAAGCAGUCGUCCACCAACAGUUUAUUCUGUUGACCAUGUAUUCCCUGCAACUACAAUUCACAAUGUUACGUUAAUUUUAUAUGGUGAAUUGGCUACUUCAUCAUGGCGAAACUUUCAUUUAGCUGCAAAAACACUGACUCGAAACGGCAAAAUCAAAUAUAUUUUUCGACAUUAUACCAAAGAUGCUCGCGAUGAUAAGCUUCUUUUAUCAAGUUAUGGAGUUGAACUAGCUAUCAAAAGUACUGAAUAUAAAGCAGUUGAUGACAGCACUGAUGUUUUAGAAGAUGCUUUAGCUGAUGAGGGAUUUGUUGCGAAUAGUUCAGAAGAAUAUGCAGACAGCGAAGAUAACUAUGGAUUCAAUUUCAAUAUUCUACGAAAUGUGCUUUACAAUAGACUUUCCAGUCGGCUUCAUGGACAUUUGAAAGGAUCACUUGAACAGUUUCGGCUACAUUUGUUAGAACGUGAUGAGCUUGCUCCAUUGAAAGUGUGGCAAGUUCAGGAACUCAGUUAUCAAGCUGCUCAAAGAGUUAUCCAAGCUGGUCCGAAGAAAGCUCUUGAUAUGUUGACUGAUUUAAGUCAAAAUUUUCCGCUUGCUGCGCGAUCACUGUCACGACAAGUUGUGAGCAAAGAAUUCACUUCUGAGAUUAUUACAAAUCAGGAACAUCUCAUGGAACUGGGUGUAUCAGAAGGGGAAUCAUUAUUACUUAUAAAUGGUAUCUCAGUAGACAUUGAUGCUCUCGAUGUAUUUCAAGUACUGAAUUUGCUAGAACAAGAAGUGACACUAGCCAGUGGGUUUUUCCGUAUGGGAAUGAAGAGAGAAUAUCUUAAUAUGCUUAUUGAUCUCGAAUCAAAUAAUGAUCGUGCUCCAUAUGCUUUGGAUUUUAGACCGGCAUCACCAGAGGUUGUGAUUUCUAAUUCUGCGACUAGAUAUUUGAAUAAUUUGGAUGUUGAUAGACAGUAUCGGCAUUGGGCAAAGAAUAUCAGUUUGCUGCUUGAGCCAUAUUUUCCGUAUUUUCCAGGAAUGCUUCGCCCGAUUGCUAGAAAUUUGUUUACCUUGGUAGUUUUCAUCAUUGAUCCAUCUCAAAAAAAAACUCAAGAUUUACUGCAGUAUGCCUUACGAUUCUACAUCCAUGAAGUACCUGUCCGAAUUGGAGUUGUGUUCGUAGUCAACGAUGACAAAGAUGUAGAUGGUUUUAAUGAUGCUUCUGUUGCUAUGUAUAACUUAUAUAAUUUUGUCAAAGAAAAACAUGGUAUUCAGAAAGCAAUGGAAGUUAUGAUAAAGGCUUUGGAAACAAAAAAUGAUCAUGUUUCUCCGAAAGAUGUUUUGUUAUACUUUCAAAAGACAUAUCCUAACGAAGAUCCUAAUGAUGUUUUUGGUGCUGAUUCUGAUUAUAAUAGUGGAAGAGCAACUGGUCAUAAAUUUUUCCGCCGUAGUGGACUUGAUUCGGUGCCUAAAGUUCUUCUAAAUGGAGUCGUUCUCGAUGAUUCUGGUGUAACAUCGAGUCAUUUUGAAGAAAUUGUUACAAUGGAAAUAAUGCGGGCUUCGUCGCGUUUGCAGAAAGCGAUAAUGACAAAAAAAUUGAGAGACGAAGAUAAUGUUAUGAAUUGGAUACUUAAUCAGCCUGAAGUAGUGCCACGAAUAAACAAGCGCAUUUUGGAUUUAUUUUCGUCGUCGGAUGCAUUUUAUUUAGAUUUAGCAUCUGUUAUAAAAUGUCAAAAUACUCCUGUGACGCAGUAUCACAAAUUGCCUGCAGCUGACCAUAGUCAGUGUAUGCUAGAAAGAAUGCGAUAUAUUACCAAAACACAAGAAGACAAAACUGUCUUCUCGACAGUGUGGGUGGUAACUGAUCUAGAAACUGUUGAAGGACGACUUCUGGCUUACACUGCAAUAAAUUAUCUUAAGCACUCUCAUUCUAUGCGUGUUGCUAUUCUAAAUAAUCCUAAAAAUAUUGAAGAGGCAACUGCACAAAGCAGCGUAACGAUGCUUGUAAAUAUUGCAUCUCGUGUUCUUUUACCGAAGCAAAUGAAGUCAUUUGUAACAAAAUUAGUAAAAGAGGAAUUAGUAUCAAAGCUAUUAGCGAAAGAAAUUAUAUUAGAUGACCUGUCAGUUAGUAAUAUGAAUAUGACUGCCUUUCAUAAGGAAUCAAAGCAAAUUAAUAGUGAUGAAGUAAUCGCUGGAGCUAAAUACUCAAAGCGUGUUCUGAAUUUGAAACCAGGGCAAUUAGCGCUGGUAGUCAAUGGCUUGCUUAUUGGACCUCUUAACGAAGGUGAAGUUUUGGAUGUCGGCGAUAUCGAGCUCAUCGAUAAAUUAAUUAUGCUUCGAGGAGCAAAGAUUAUUGGAGAGCAUAUAAAGAAAUGGAAAGUAAGUAUCAGACACGAAGAAUCAUCAAAUAUGGUAGCACGUAGUAUGGCUUUGAUUGGAAGUAUUGGUGUUGCAAAAAAACGGCGAUUAAUACCUCUUCCGAAGGAGGAAGAGAGGGACUUUACUUUAUUUUUAUAUUUUGGGUUAAUUACGGCAUAUUGCAUUGUUGAUCCAUUAUCUACUCAAGCCCAGCGUCUUGGCCAUUUGCUAAGUGUCAUACAAAAAGUGGUCAAUGUUGAAGUGAAGCUGGUUAUGAAUCCAAAAGCUAAACUUAGUGAGCUUCCAUUAAAGAGAUUUUAUCGUCUUGUGCUACAACCUGCAGUGAUUUUUGAUGACUCUGGACGUAUUGACAGUGCUGCAUAUGAAGCGCGAUUUACAACUCUACCAAGCAAACAAUUGCUGACUCUUUCGUUGGUCCCACCAGAUGCUUGGAUGGUGCAGUCAGUAUAUGCAGUUCAUGAUCUAGACAACAUUAAAUUAGAAAAUGUAGCGGGAAAUGUUGUAGCUAAAUUUGAGCUGGAGCAUAUUCUUCUAGAAGGUCACUGCUUUGAUGACGUGACGGGAUCAUCACCACGAGGUUUACAGUUCACUUUAGGUACAUUAAUCGAACCUAAUCGUUACGAUACGAUUGUUAUGGCUAAUCUGGGUUACUUCCAGCUAAAAGCAGAUCCAGGUGCCUGGAUUUUGAAACUUCGUGACGGAAAGUCGAAGGAUAUUUACAGUAUUGUGAGCCAUUUAAAUACCGAAUCUGAAGAUGAGUUUGGGAUAAAUGUGUUGAUCGAUUCAUUCAGUGGCCGGACAAUACGUAUUCGAGUUGCCAAAAAGGAGGGCAAAGAAGAAGAAAAUUUAUUGGUGGAAGGCAAGUUGGAAGAAGAGGACAGUGGUGAUGAACAAUCAAUUUGGAGUAGCAUAUCGACAACCGUUAGUAGUGCUGCGAAAUACGAUUCGAUUAAUAUUUUCUCAUUGGCAUCGGGACAUUUGUAUGAGCGUUUUUUGCGGAUAAUGAUUUUAAGUGUUAUGAAACACACAAAACAUCCAGUCAAAUUCUGGCUCCUGAAAAACUAUUUGUCACCCAAUUUCAAGGGAACAUUAUCUCAGCUGGCUAUGCAUUAUGGAUUCCAGUAUGAAUUUGUUGAGUAUCGUUGGCCAAGGUGGUUGCAUCAGCAAACUGAGAAGCAGCGAGUCAUGUGGGGAUACAAAAUUCUCUUUUUGGAUGUACUAUUUCCUUUAAAUGUGCGAAAGAUCAUUUUUGUUGAUGCCGAUCAGAUUGUCCGAACAGAUUUAAUGGAUUUAAUGGAAUUAGAUUUGGGUGGCGCUCCAUAUGGUUUCACUCCAUUCUGUGAUAGCAGGACAUCGAUGGAUGGAUUCAGGUUCUGGAAGAAAGGUUACUGGGCUAAUCAUCUUGCUGGUAGAAAAUAUCACAUCAGUGCUCUUUACGUAAUUGAUUUAGUGAAAUUUCGGCAAGUAGCUGCUGGUGAUCGAUUGCGGGGGCAGUAUCAAGGACUUAGUGCAGAUCCAAAUAGUCUUUCAAAUCUUGAUCAAGAUUUACCGAACAAUAUGAUUCAUCAAGUGCGCAUUAAGUCGUUACCGCAGGAAUGGUUGUGGUGUGAAACGUGGUGUGAUGAUGCUUCAAAAGCGAAAGCAAAGACUAUUGAUUUAUGCAACAACCCACAAACGAAAGAACCAAAACUGGAUUCAGCCAUGCGAAUAAUUCCUGAAUGGAAAGAUUACGAUGCUGAAAUUAAAACACUGCUAUCUGGAAAACUAAUGAGGCAUGACAAAGAAGUAGAGAAGUCUGAAGAGAAAUUGGAGGAUCUGCACGUCGAGUUAUGA